GAGUAGAAAUUAGGCGGGUUUUCUUGUGGAAACCUGGCAACUCUGAGUUACCGGACUCGGGAAGCGCGUGGGAAGAUGGCGGCGGCCGCCGGAGCGCUUCUUCCCGGUGACGGGAUCGUGAUCGCGGGAAAACUCUACUCGGGGGUCGCGCUCACGCUGGACACCUGCCUGCUGCCGCACGAGAGCGCGCACUGCAGCCCCUCGCGCGCGCACGGACUGUCCGCGCGCACGGAGCAGCAGCUUCGGAACCGGAUGUGCGAGAUGAUCCAGAGCGCGGGAAUUCUGCUCCGCUUGCCUCAGGUUGCCAUGGCAACAGCCCAGAUCCUGUUCCAUCGGUUCUUCUACUGCAAAUCGUUCGUGAGACACUGCGCGGAGACGGUGGCCAUGGCGUGUCUUCAGCUGGCGUCUAAGAUCGAAGAGGAGCCGCGGCGCGUGAGGGACGUGCUGAACGUCUUCCAGCACCUCAAAGACGCCGCAGGAGACAGGCGCCGCGGCCCCAUGCUGCUGGACGACGGCUACGUCAGCCGCAAGAGCAACGUGAUCAAAGCAGAGCGGCGUGUCCUGAAAGAACUCGGCUUCUGCGUCCACGUCAAACACCCGCACAAGGUGAUCGUGAUGUAUCUCCAGGUUGUGGAGUGUGAGAAGAACACCAGAUUGCUUCAGAUGGCCUGGAACUACAUGAACGACAGUUUGAGGACUGAUGUGUUUUUGAGGUUCAGGGCUGAAACAAUUGCGUGUGCGUGUAUCUUUCUUUCUGCACGGGUUUUACAGAUCCCUCUGCCAGACCAGCCGCCCUGGUUCUUGUUGUUUGGGGCGUCAGAACAGGACCUGAUAGAGAUCAGUUGUUGUAUUCUGAGGCUGUACACGCUGCAGUGUGAGUCGCUGGCAGCUCUGCUGCAGCAGGUGGAGGAAAUGCGUUCAAUAUUGGACGCUCAAUAUAACACGAGCAAACAAGCAGGACUAGUGUCUACGACUGAAACCCCGACUGCCGGUUUCUCUCCUGCGUCUAAAGCUGUGUCUCCUGUAGAAAACCAGAAGAAUCACGAAUCUCCGCUGUCACGUCUCGCCCUCAAAAACGUCUGUCGAAAGAUCACAAGCAGAGACGGGAGGAAGCGUCUGAGUCGCAGUGAUGAAAGGCGAAAUGCUCGCUGCAUCCCGUCGCCCCCCAGACGCAGGCGCAGUCGCAGCGUUUCUUCUCCGUCUCCUGGACGCACAAAGUCCCACAGACACCGGCAGAGGGAACGGGAACGAGCGCGGAAGAAGCCAUAUUCGUCUAACAGGAGAUGAUGUCAUCGGGUCGGGGGAGGGGCCAAAACUGACCAAUCAAACUGCCUUGAAAGUUGUGUUUUGUAUUGUGUAUUAGAGCUGCACGAUUAAUCGUUAAAAGAUCUCGAUCUCAUUUCUAAAUGACAACGAUUCGCCCGUGUCUAUUAAACCUUUGACAAAGUGUUACCGGAACAUUUAAAUAUACAUUUGUGCUGCCGCUGACACACAGAGCAAACAUUUAACGUUACCAUGUUUGGGUAAGAAACAGCUUCACAAACAGUCUUUUCAACUACACAGUAUUAUUUCUGUCUUA
Messenger RNA from Sinocyclocheilus anshuiensis, 1579 nucleotides. Its product is annotated as cyclin-L2. The transcript has 10 exons. The record is from RefSeq and is a predicted model, not a curated record. Lineage: Eukaryota; Metazoa; Chordata; Actinopteri; Cypriniformes; Cyprinidae. The coding region runs from base 76 to 1287 and encodes 403 amino acids. Gene Ontology annotation, biological process: regulation of transcription by RNA polymerase II. Gene Ontology annotation, molecular function: cyclin-dependent protein serine/threonine kinase regulator activity.